Messenger RNA from Geodia barretti, 455 nucleotides. NCBI's taxonomy places the organism in Eukaryota, Metazoa, Porifera, Demospongiae, Tetractinellida, Geodiidae. The record is from the annotation of a GenBank genome assembly.
AGACUUGUCCAAUGCUGCUUCGUGUGUUCUGCAGCAUGGGGCGUCAUCACAGAUUGGAUGAGUUCAACAGAAACAGUGUUCCUUCCAAUGAGCUGCAGAUAUACACUUGGUUGGACUGCACUCUGCGAGAGCUGAUGACACUCAUCAGAGAGGUGAACCCAGACACAAGGGCCAAGGGUACCAUGUUCCAGUUCUCCACCGUGUACCCUGACCCCCGCCGGGGAGGCUUCCGGAUGAAGGAUCUUGGCCAGACCUGCUCGGGGACGAGGGGGACAGACGACAACAUUACCCUCCAUUCCAGAAAGUUUCAAAUCGGGACUAUGUAGACGUGGCUAUAUCUCUUAGGCCACCCAGAGGUCGACUCUACUAGCGUAGUGUGACCUGGUGUUCAAUGAUACACCUGUUAUUAUGCUUUCUUCGAAUGAUGUUCUUUUCAUGGUAACACUUGUCAAUUG